AUGCAGAACUUACACGGCAAAACUCGAAUAACCUACAUUUAUGCUCAUCGAGUAGAUGUCCUUUCAAAAGUUUUUAAAGAACGUCGUAGCGAAUUUUCACCUGAUUAUGUUCGUCAAGCUUGUGAACGUUCUUUGGAACCUAUUGAAGAUACUGUUGGUGCUUUAGCAGAUCUUGUUGAAGGAAAGGAAAAUAUAAAUCUAUUGAUGAUUUUGAACCUGAUGAUGUUAGAAGAACGAUUCCGCGUUUUCAAGGAAGAUAACAUUGUUGCCAUUCCUGGUAAACAUUUGGAAGAAAACUUUGAUGCGAUAAAAGUUAAUCUUAAUUCUGAUGAAUUGACUGAAAUUAGAAAAUUUAUUAAUUCUGUUAAAAUUAUUGGCGAUAGAUACAGUAGUGAUAUCUUAGAUAUGGUCGGAUUAAACAAAUAUGAAGUUACAAUAACAGUAAACCUACGGUUUACAGUUUGCCCACUCAGAGUUGGCUCACGCUUUAUUAAACGAAUAGCUGAGGAUACAAAAUAA
Rhizophagus irregularis DAOM 181602=DAOM 197198 is the source of this 519-nucleotide messenger RNA. NCBI's taxonomy places the organism in Eukaryota, Fungi, Glomeromycota, Glomeromycetes, Glomerales, Glomeraceae. The record is from RefSeq and is a predicted model, not a curated record.